This is a messenger RNA of Neltuma alba, 687 nucleotides long. RefSeq lists its product as uncharacterized. NCBI's taxonomy places the organism in Eukaryota, Viridiplantae, Streptophyta, Magnoliopsida, Fabales, Fabaceae. The transcript is spliced from 4 exons. The coding region runs from base 1 to 687 and encodes 228 amino acids. The record is from RefSeq and is a predicted model, not a curated record.
AUGAAGUUUGAGCAAAUCUUCAGAAUGAAUGACUGGCCAGAAGAAAAGAAGGUAAAAAUUGCUUCAUAUCAAUUUUCUGACUAUGCUAUUGUUUGGUGGGAAGAUUUACAGCUUAAAAGGCGCCUUAAGGGCAAAGGACCACCUCAUACAUGGUCAAAGCUAAAGAAACUCAUGUGCAACAAGUAUGUCCCUAGUUACUACUAUCGAGAGCUAAAUAGAAAGUUACGACUGUUUGGCCAAGGCUCUAUGACUGUAGAUGAAUAUGUGCAUGAACUUGACCUUCUUAAAAUAUGUCAUGGAAAAGGGCAUAUUGCUUCCCAAUGUCCCAAUAAGAGGGCCAUGAUUCUCAAAGAUAAUGGUGAGUAUGACAGUGUACAUUCUAGCGAUGAAAGUGAUGAUGACAUGCCUUCUUUGGUGACUGAUCCUGAAUUGAAGAUUGAUGAAGCUGAACCUAAAAAGGCUGAGUUUGUGCAGGAAUUACAUUCUAAGGCGAGGGCCAACAUCGAGAGAAAGAAUGAGCAAUAUACAAAGCAAGCUAACAAAGGUCGUAGGGAGGUUGUCUUUGAGCCUGGAGACUGGGUUUGGAUUCGAGGACGAGUCCUUUUGAGCAGGGAGGGAAUGAUAGAGGAGUAUGGCGUGAUCAAGCAUCAAAGGAAGACCAAAACACAAGCGUGGAGCCUAAGCUAA